Mizuhopecten yessoensis (Yesso scallop) is the source of this 2009-nucleotide messenger RNA. Its product is annotated as beta-1,3-galactosyltransferase 1-like. Gene Ontology annotation, cellular component: membrane. Gene Ontology annotation, molecular function: hexosyltransferase activity. The coding region runs from base 255 to 1439 and encodes 394 amino acids. NCBI's taxonomy places the organism in Eukaryota, Metazoa, Mollusca, Bivalvia, Pectinida, Pectinidae. The transcript is spliced from 3 exons. The record is from RefSeq and is a predicted model, not a curated record.
AGUACCCGUGUACGAGUAUCCGGUGGGAUUCCCUCAAGUGUUUUGAUCAGUCAUCGAUGUUGUUACAUGAAUAUUUAACAUGUUAAUUAAAUAGCUGUGCUACCUGCAGUUUCAUAUAUAUACCGGCAGAUCUCACAGCAUAGAUAGCAUGACCACUGUUCAAUAUCUGGAAAUGAACUUCACACUGCUGUAACAUGGGGUGUUUCCUCCAGGGCGUUUGACCCAGUAGAACGGGAUCUGGUCCAGUUUCUAAGAUGAGGAAGCGGGUAUGUAUACGUGCCUUAGUGCGAACGGAGGCGUUGGUUAUUUAUGCUGUCCUAUGGGUGUCCUUGAUGACCGUAUACUUCCAAAUAAAGAUCAUCCCAAAAUACUACGUCGCUCUGGAACGCGAGAUGUGGCUGCGCAACCUUAAACCAAAUGAGGACAAUCAGAAUGUCGGUAUUUAUAACAACACUGCGGGAAAUGAAUCCGAUCCGAUUAAUACAGUUCCGUCUGGAUCUGAUGUUAUGAAGUGGUUCAUUCACGGUCCGACAAUGACUCCAUUGAGGCAGAAAUCUCGUAUACACCCACAUUUGAAGUCGUAUGAUGUUCAGAAAGAAGUUUGUCAUCGGGGUGCUGUUCAUUUAUUGAUAUAUAUCCAAAGUUCUCCACAAAAUGGCUAUCAACGAGAUGCCAUCAGAAACACAUGGGGAGGGGUUCACAACUUCAAAGAAAUUUAUGUAGAGCGCAUUUUUUUGGUUGCUGAAACUGAUGAUAAGCAAGUUAAUGAAUCUGUAGAAAAGGAAAGACAAAAAAAUGAUGAUAUCAUUCUUUGUCAUUUCAUAGACAAUUAUAGAAAUUUAUCUUUAAAAGCGAUUACUUUGUUAGAUUUUGUUAACAAUCGAUGUUCAAAUGCAAAAUAUAUACUUAAAACUGAUGAUGAUAUAUUUGUAAACAUUUAUUUACUCAUAGAAAAAUUCAUUCCACAAAUUGUGAAGAAACCGAAAUCCGUAGUUUGUCAUGGAAAAUACGGUCAUCCAAUUGUUACCGACCCGAACAGUAAAUGGUAUAUGCCUUCCGAUAUUUUGCCGAAGGCCGAUAAGGGCAUCCUACCUACGUUCUGUACCGGAUAUGCGGUCCUCUUCACCAUCGACCUUGUUCCUAUGUUGCUUAAUGCGUCUUUCACCUCCCCAUUUGUUCAAGUUGACGAUGUGUACAUGUUUGGGUUUCUGCUGAAGAGGAUAGCAGAUGUGAACUUUAUCGACGCCAUUGAUUCCUUUACAUUGAACCAGGAACUGGGACUAGCUGAGUACCAGGAUGCAAAGAAGCCCCUAGAACAUUGUGUGCUCAGUGCAUGGGAAAAGGGGACACAGGAGAAGCUCUGGGAGAGAACUAUUGAUAAGUUAUCUGCCGUUGGGAAAAAUAUCGUAAACCCAGGUCAAUUACCUUACGAAUACUGAUUUUAUGUUCAAACCACUUUGUUUGCUGUCAAAUACAAAGAUUCACCAACCAAAAUGAUUCAAUUGAGAUUUUCAAAAUGUUUAGGUGUUAUUACUUUAAAACAAAUAAAUGUUUGCAGUGUAUAAUAUGGACUAAUAUCCUAUUCUACCACGAACAAUUCUCAACUUCGUAAAAUAUUGUGCAAUCUGUGCUAUGUAUAUUUCACAACCUAUCAUUUUUUUCUAUUUAUAGAAUCUUCCUUUCUCCUUUCCUGCAUAGUCAAAAAACGUUUCGACAAGAUAAAAGGCUGAUCAUAUUUUUAGGUCACCUGAGACAAAGUCUCAAGUGACCUAUUGCGAUCGCCAUUUGUCCGGCGUCGUCCGUCGUGCGUCCGUAAACAAUUUACAUUUUCUACUUCUUCUCCAAACCCUCUAACCCAAUUUCAAAGAAAUUUCGCAGAAACCUUCCAUGGCCAAAGGUCAACCACAAUUGUGAAUAAUAUGGUCCCCAGCUCCCAGGGGCCUGAGGGGCGGGGCCAAAAAGGGUAAAAUUGACUAAAACUUCAAAAAUCUUCUUCUCAAGAUCCUGAU